Molecule: messenger RNA, 1653 nt
Organism: Symbiodinium necroappetens
Lineage: Eukaryota; Dinophyceae; Suessiales; Symbiodiniaceae
Source: the annotation of a GenBank genome assembly
AUGCACGAAAGCACGUAUCGCUUUCAUCAAGUCUUCGUGGUCGCUCUUCUUUUUCAACUCUCCUCCCUCCCUCCCUCCCUCCCUCCCUCCCUCCCUCCCUCCCUCCCUUGGUCGUGCGAAGCGCCCGGUGAGAAGCUUGGAGUGCGUUUUGGUGACCAGAUCGUGGACUUGAUUCGGCAGGAUAAGGGGCCACUUGUCUACCAAGAGAGCAAGCUCUUCAAUAGCGAGACUUUCCUGAUCAACGUGUACGACCAUACGAAGCGGCGGGCAGUCACUUUCGAAACUUAUGGCCUGGAGACGCAGGAUCAGUUUCACAUCCAGUACAGCUACCAGGACUUCGAUGGACUCUUUCGCUUCAAUGCCGAGCUGAUGAAUCCCAAUCGGAAAGAAGGCCGAUUUCAUUGGAUUGCGGAGCGGCUGGCCAUUCUCACGGUCGGAAAAGACCGGCAGCUGAAGCUGCAGCCGGAGCCAACACCAGAGGUGCCCGAGCUUCCCAUUUAUGAGACGGUGCGAAAGAUCCCCACGGGACGCAUGGACUUGAAAGAGCGACAAAGGCUACGCGAACAAAUGGACAUGCUAGACAUCAAGCGCAAUGAGAACAUUGCGAAGCGAAAGCAAGAGUCCAGACAGAAGUUUCUGCAACAUGUCUUCUGGCUGAAGGAAGAGGACAAGAGGCUCAAGCGGGAGCAUCACGAGAAGCUCGAAGCCGAGCGCACUCGUCGAGUCCAGAUGAAGGAAGAGCUCGAAAGAAGACAAAAGGAGGCGAGCCGCCUCGAGAAGGAGCGACAGCGACAGCGCCGGAUUGCCGUCGAGGCAAAGGAGGAGCGCACCGAAGAGCGCGAUGCGGAAGACUACAGGCAGCUCCGUGCCAGAUGGAAGAUGCGAGACGCCGAACGAGCCAAGGCGAUCGCAGAGGCCAUCGGGCGCAAGGAGCUUGACCUAGCGGAGCUUCGAAAGAAGCAGGCCGAGGAGAAGAAGGUGGCGGAAGAGAUCAUGCGAAAGCGUCAGGGUGCCUGGGACGCCCGAGAGGAGCGAAUUCGCCGAAAAAGCCAAGCAUGGCUAAAAGCAGUCCUCGAAGUCAAGGCUGAACGGCUGCGUAUGGCCAAGAUGAUGCAGGAGCGAAAUCAGGAGUACCUGAAUUUGCUCCAUAGCCUCCGCCAGCCGAUCUUCGAGGCGCAGCUGAAGAGGAUGGAAGAGCGCAAAAUGGCUGCAGAGGCAAUUGCCCAGUCGACCGCCGCGUACCACGAGAAGCGUGCGGUACCGAAGAAGGUCAAGAAGAAGGGCAAGAAUGCGCAGAAGGACGACAUGUCCAAGGAGGGCAACAAGCGGUCUAGCCGCACUGUCCAGGAGUCUGGCAAGUCAGACACGGACAAAGUCCUUGACGCUGUGGAAGCCAAGAUGCGGGCUGAAAUGGAAGAGCAGCACCGACGAGCAAAGUUUGAGAGACUGCGUGACAAGCGCAUCAAAGACCUCCAGGAGGCUCGAAAGCAAAAGUGUGCCGCCCACAUGGCUGCCGUCGGCUCGGACUGGUCUGAUUUUGCAUGUAAGGUAUUUCAGACGCAAAUUGCCAAAAAGAUUCAGUGCUGGCUAUUGACCAUCUUCUGCAACGGAGUAUGUCUGUCAAGCUCGAGCAGGCCAUUGACCACAGGUUAG